AGAACUGGGUUGUUCUUUGAAAAAAAUGUUUCCAAAUUUAAUUUUGGCGAUAUUAAUUGGUCUCGCAGUCGGAGUUGAUAGCGUCUUGUGGCCGUGCAGAUUCCAAGAGGAUUGCAGUAGUGUUGUGGCAAAUGCAAAGUGUAGUGAAUACUUUUAUUGUUACUGUCCAGCUGGAUACGUUUUUUCAACAGACGUUACUCAAUGCCUUAAAGAGUCUGGCUUUGGUGUAGCCUGCACGGAGAGUGUUCAGUGUUCUCAUAUGCUUUCCGGUGCCACAUGUGAAAAUGGAAAAUGCGGCUGUGCCGAAGGAUAUACUUACGCCCGAGGCAAAUGCCGAAAAUUAGCGCACUUACAUUCAGCUUGUAGUGAAACGAUCGACUGUGAAUUUAGUGGGGAUCGCGAAAGUGUAGUGUGCAAAGAGAGGACUUGUGAAUGUGCAGAAGGAUUUUACAAACGGUCAAACAAUGUGUGUCGUCGACUGUCUACAAAGCCGUGCGAACCAUGUUUGGUUCAAAGUGACUGUCAAAGUAAAGAAUUGUCGUUAGUGUGUGAAAAGCAAAAGUGUGUAAUCAAUGGCACGUCUACUUGUGACAAUAGCCCGUCAUCCGGCAUUUCAAGUAGCAAAACCAACUUGAGAGAUAUCGGAACGCAAAUUAGUUUAAAUAGCUUUAAAGAUGACAAUCCCAGUGACGAUAUUAAUUAUAAGCCUUUACGUACAGUUAGUACAUUAACAAGUGAUAGCAAUAACAAAAACUCCUUGUCUAGUUAUGAGUCAUCAAUGCGCGACGAGAGCACGCAAUUUGGUGACCCUUGCACAAGCGAAGGAGAACCUUGUCCUGGUCUUACCCAUUCAAUAUGUCGCAAAGCACUUUGUCAUUGUCAAUAUGGUUAUUAUGAAAAAGAUAGCCAAUGUAUGCCAGAACUGGGUGAGGAAGCACAAGACGAAAGUUUUUGUCCAUUUAAAGGACGUUUUGAAAAUAAGCGUUGUCUUUGUCCUUAUAACACAUUUUACGGUCCUAAUAUGCGUAUGUGUGUCAAACCAACAACCGGGUUCGAAGGAUCAUGUGUGUAUAAUGAACAAUGUUCCGUUUAUGGAGCUGCUUUUUGCUCUAAAAUUACGCCAAAAACUUGUCAGUGUCAUGCGUAUGCGACUUACAACAAGGAAAAAGAGUUGUGCGAGAUGAAAGAAGGCGUUGGAGAGUACUGUGAAAUUGAUAGCAUGUGCUCAGUGCCCAAUACAAGGUGUAAUGAACAGAAAUCUUGUGUUUGCAAAGACAAUUAUUUGGAAAAUGACGGAAAGUGCAUGCCCGCAAUCGGAGCAGAAUGCAAGGAGUCUGAGGAUUGUGUACAAGAAAAUUCAGAAUGUGUAAAAGUAACAAAUGAAAAAAGAAGUACGAGAUUUUCGAUGGAUGAAAAAAAGUAUUGUACAUGCAAGAAACAGUUCGUUCAUGCAGAUGGACAAUGUUUGAAAAAAGCUACAAAAUACGAAGAUGAUUGCAAGACAGAUGACCAAUGCACACCAUUGUUGGGUGAAAUGGGAAAGUGCAUAAACAGGACAUGUAAAUGUGAUAUUAUACAUCAUCAUAAGGAUGACAGAUGUUAUGAAAAGACUCCCUUAGAUGCUCCCUGCGAGCGAUCUAGUCAAUGCUUUGUUACUUCAGAGCCCGAUACUGUCGAGUGCAGAAACAGUCAAUGUAAAUGCAAAGUUAAUACAACAACAGACUUGGAAGCUCAAGCAUGCAUUAAACCUAAACCAACCAAAAAUUCUUCCAACCGCCCUAGCCCACUAAAAGUUAUAACUUUAACAUUGUUCGCAUCUGCUAUGUUACUAACAGGCUCGGCGCUAAAAGAAGCAUACUACCCGUAGAUAUUAUUUAAAUGGAUUGAUUCUGCUCAACUUUUUUAUCUUUCAAUUUGACGAAUUGAUUUUUGACACAAUACAUGCAAUAUGUAAAUUAUUUUUGCUUUGUUAAAAUAUGUUAACUACAUAUAUAUCGAGAGAUAAAAGUGCUAACAUAAUUUAUGAUAAAUAAAUUUUUA
This is a messenger RNA of Culicoides brevitarsis, 2040 nucleotides long. RefSeq names its product rh5-interacting protein-like. The transcript is spliced from 9 exons. The coding region runs from base 26 to 1867 and encodes 613 amino acids. Lineage: Eukaryota; Metazoa; Arthropoda; Insecta; Diptera; Ceratopogonidae. The record is from RefSeq and is a predicted model, not a curated record.